AUGCCGAUACGCACUAUCAAUCCCUUUGUCGCGACCUCUCCCUCACCCUCGAUCGAUGCCCUGAACGAAAAGGCCUCUCUCCAAAGCUUCAAAUCGCCUGCCACAAAGUCCAACAACCGCAUUGCCAGCUUCUUCUCGUCGCCCAAGGCCUCUCUGCACCCAAACCCUCAGAACCAGGCAACCCGCCGCCCUCCGUCUCCCCAAGUCAACCGUGCCACUCUGUCGCUGCCCACAAUCAACCUCACCACCGCUACCGGCGAGAAGAGCAAGAUCGAGGAGAGGCCAAUGACCCUUUUCCAGCCCCCUUCACCCGAAGAGGCCCGUCGUAUCGCAAAGGCACACGCCGCUUUCGGCCCAAUUGGCUCGCAGGAGCACCGCUACUCGAGUCGUCACGAUGGACAAGCAUUCCCCGAGCCCAUCGAGGACACUCCGCCAUACUACUUCCUCUUGACAACCUACUUCAGUUACCUCGUCCUCAUCAUCUUCGGUCAUGUGCGCGACUUCUUCGGCAAGCGCUUCAAGCAGGAGCAGUACAAGCACCUGUCGGCACGAGACGGAUAUGCACCGCUCAACAGCGAUUUCGAUAACUUCUACAUCCGUAGACUGCAGCUGCGCAUCAACGACUGCUUCAGACGCCCCAUUACUGGAGUGCCCGGUAGAUUCAUCACUCUGCUCGACCGCAAGUCUGACGACUUCAACCUGAGCUUCAAGAUGACGGGCACUACCACCGAAACCCUCAACAUGAGUUCCUACAACUACCUUGGUUUCGCUCAGUCUGAAGGAGAGUGUGCCGACGCUGUCGAGGUCGCUACCAAGAAGUACGGUGUCAGCUUUGCCAGUCCCAGAGGCGAUGCUGGUACUUCAGAGUUGCACGUCGAGGUCGAGAAUCUGGUCGCUGGCUUCGUCGGCAAGGAAUCGGCAAUGAUCUUCUCCAUGGGCUUCGGCACCAACGCUACCACCUUCCCUGCUCUUGUUGGCAAGGGCUGUCUGAUCAUCUCCGACGAGCUGAACCACUCUUCCAUCCGUUUCGGCGCCAGACUCUCAGGCGCUGUCAUUGAAAUGUUCAAGCACAACAACAUCAACGAUCUGGAACGUGUCCUCCGCGAGAGAAUUUCCCAAGGCCAGCCCCGCACUCACCGUCCCUGGAAGAAGAUCCUCGUUGCUGUUGAGGGUCUCUACUCAAUGGAAGGCACCAUGUGCAACCUCCCCGAAAUCAUCGCUCUCAAGAGAAAGUACAAGUUCAACCUGUUCAUCGACGAGGCUCACUCGAUUGGUGCUCUCGGUAUGCAAGGCAGAGGUAUCUGCGACUACUUUGGUAUCGACCCUGCUGAAGUCGACAUCCUCAUGGGUACUUUCACAAAGUCGUUCGGUGCAAACGGUGGCUACGUUGCAGGUGACAAGGCCCUCAUUGAUAAGCUUCGUGUGACCAACGCCGGUACUCUCUUCGGCGAGGCUCCCUCUCCCCCGGUCCUGGUUCAGAUCUCUUCCGCUCUUCGUUUGAUCAUCGGCGACAUUGCUCCUGGACAAGGUCAAGAGCGUCUUGAAAGAUUGGCCUUCAACUCAAGAUACCUUCGUCUGGGACUCAAGCGUCUUGGAUUCAUCAUCUUCGGCCACGACGACUCUCCUAUCAUUCCUCUGCUUCUGUACAACCCCGCCAAGAUUCCCGCCUUCUCCCACGAGAUGCUCAAGCGCAAGAUCGCUGUUGUCGUCGUCGGAUACCCUGCCACACCACUCAUCUCUUCUCGCGCCAGAUUCUGUGUUUCUGCCGCUCACACCAAGGAUGACCUGGACCGUCUGCUCGCAGCUUGCGACCAAGCCGGUGAUAUCUUACAGCUGAAGUUCAGCAGCGGUAUCGCUGGUGGUAGAGAUCCCAUUCCCGACGGUCUGAUGAAUGUUGAGGAAAUGGAGCACCGUGAUGACCUCGCAAAGGGCAAGACCCCCACAUACCAACCACCUCGCUGGAAGCUUGAAGACAUUAUCAAGCGCGGUGUCCAGGACGUCAAGGCACCUCUGUUCUAA
Aureobasidium pullulans EXF-150 is the source of this 2019-nucleotide messenger RNA. RefSeq names its product putative serine palmitoyltransferase 2. Gene Ontology annotation, biological process: sphingosine biosynthetic process; ceramide biosynthetic process. The record is from RefSeq and is a predicted model, not a curated record. Gene Ontology annotation, molecular function: pyridoxal phosphate binding; serine C-palmitoyltransferase activity. Gene Ontology annotation, cellular component: serine palmitoyltransferase complex. Bases 1 to 2019 code for a protein of 672 amino acids. Lineage: Eukaryota; Fungi; Ascomycota; Dothideomycetes; Dothideales; Saccotheciaceae. The transcript has a single exon.